Coprinopsis cinerea okayama7#130 is the source of this 735-nucleotide messenger RNA. RefSeq names its product 50S ribosomal protein L22. The coding region runs from base 1 to 735 and encodes 244 amino acids. The record is from RefSeq and is a predicted model, not a curated record. Gene Ontology annotation, cellular component: mitochondrial large ribosomal subunit; ribosome. Gene Ontology annotation, biological process: ribosome assembly; translation. The transcript has 5 exons. Lineage: Eukaryota; Fungi; Basidiomycota; Agaricomycetes; Agaricales; Psathyrellaceae. Gene Ontology annotation, molecular function: structural constituent of ribosome.
AUGCAGAGCUAUGCUACUGACUACAGCGCAGCUUUGGGCAGGAAAUCGCUUUUGAACAACGUUGCCUCCUCGUCCCGGUUUGCCUCAGCAUGGAGUCCUGUUAACUGGGUCAGAGAGAAGCUGGCCCCUGGCGUGAACGAGAAGGCGUCCGAGAAGGAGGUCGCUGCAGCCAAACAGGCUGCUCGUGCUCAAGGGACCACCAGUGUUUUCGAAACGCUGCCGCAAGCUAUCACGAAGAAAGCAGAAGUGGUGGUGAAAGAGAAACAGAAGGAGCGGGCCGCCUUUCACAAAUACUCGACCGCCAACUUCAAGAUCUCCCAUAGGAAACUAAACAUGCUUGCCAACCAAAUUUCUUCCAAGCCUAUCGACUAUGCCAUCUUGCAAAUGCAAUUCAGCGAAAAGAGAGCUGGUAGGCGGAUAAUGAACAUGCUUUGCACGGCCAAGGACCAUGCCAUUCGUUACAAGAAGUUGGACCCCUCGCGCUUGGUUGUCUCUCAGGCAUGGGUGACCAAGGGCCCACGACCACCGAAACAAGUGGAACCCAGAGGUCGGGGUCACUAUGGUAUUCGUAUCAAGAACAACGCCAAGAUGACUGUUGUCCUGUCGUACGGCAAGUCAAUCGAAGAAAAGAAGGCCGAAGAGUUCAAGAAAAAGCUCAAGAAGGCCGUUUCUCCUCAUAUGCAUCUCAGAGAGGACAUCCCCUUGCGCAACCCCUCUCGAGGGUGGACCUGGUAG